AAAAAAAAAAAAAUCAAUUGUUUUCUUGUCUCACUUGUUAUACCAAACGGACGGUUAGUGAAGAAAUGGCUCUUCGUUUAAUCUAUGUUUCUAAUCUUCUUCAGUCAUAAUAUACUGCAUUAUGCCAUAUGUAUGAUUUGCCUUCAAUUAGUCUGCCUCAUCGUAUCACUUGAAUGGCGGGCCUUCCUACAUGCGUGGCGUUAUGUUUACCGAACCUAAUACACCUCUCUCUAUUGAAGAGUUCCACAUGCCUCGCCCCAAGGCUGGUGAAGUUCUCAUCAAAACCAAGGCCUGUGGGGUUUGCCACUCUGAUCUUCACGUAAUCAAAGGUGAACUUCCAUUUGCUAGCCCUUGUGUUAUGGGUCAUGCAAUCACAGGUGAGGUGGUUGAGCAUGGGCCCCUCACGGACACCAAAAUCAUUGAAAGAUUUCCAGUCGGAGCUCAUGUGGUUGGAGCUUUCAUAAUGCCUUGCGGUAGCUGUUUCUUCUGUAAUAAGGGUCAAGAUGACUUAUGCGAGGAUUUCUUCGCUUAUAACCGUGCAAAAGGAACCCUUUAUGACGGAGAAACCCGCUUGUUCCUCUGCAACAGUGGUAACUGUUUCGUUACCACUUACAAUUUACUUCAUCUUAAUAUGAACUUGAAUACUCAAUUUUCAACACAUUCUAAUUGAGCACUUUUAGUUUUCAUUAUGUAAUUUUCCUUUUGGAU
Camellia sinensis is the source of this 708-nucleotide messenger RNA. The record is from RefSeq and is a predicted model, not a curated record. NCBI's taxonomy places the organism in Eukaryota, Viridiplantae, Streptophyta, Magnoliopsida, Ericales, Theaceae.